CUCUCCCCCCGCGAGCACCGCGCUCCCUCGCCUCCACCAUGAAAUUCUUCAUCGACGACCUCCCCGUCCUUUUCCCGUACCCUCGCAUCUAUCCCGAACAAUAUGCCUACAUGUGCGACCUCAAAAAGACCCUCGACGCCGGGGGUCACUGUGUCCUGGAGAUGCCUUCGGGCACCGGGAAGACCGUCUCGCUGCUCUCGCUGAUCGUCGCCUACCAGCAGCAUUAUCCUGAACACCGAAAGCUCAUCUACUGCUCGCGAACCAUGUCCGAGAUCGAAAAGGCCCUGGCCGAGCUGAAGGCGCUGAUGAAGUUCCGGGAAGAGCAGCUGGGGCACACGGAGGAUUUCCGCGCGCUGGGUCUGACGAGUCGAAAGAACCUGUGUCUGCAUCCGUCCGUCAAGCGGGAGAAGAGUGGUGCGGUGGUCGAUGCGCGCUGCCGGAGUUUAACUGCCGGCUUCGUCAAGGAGAAGAAGGAGAGGGGCGAGGAUGUCGAUCUAUGCGUAUACCACGAGAUGCCCUUCUGCAAUGUUAUCAUCUACUCCUACCACUACCUCCUCGACCCGAAGAUCGCCGAACGAGUAUCCCGAGAACUGUCCAAGGACUGCAUAGUGGUCUUCGACGAGGCGCACAACAUCGACAACGUCUGCAUCGAGGCCCUGAGUAUCGACUUGACGGAAGAUUCGCUGCGGAAAGCCACGAGGGGGGCCAACAACCUGGAGCGGAAGAUUAACGACAUGAAGAGUUCGGAUGCGGAGAAGCUUCAGAACGAAUACUCAAAGCUGGUCGAAGGCCUGCGAGAGGCCGAGCAAGCUCGAGAAGAGGACCAGUUCAUCUCAAACCCCGUCCUUCCGGAUGACCUACUCAAGGAAGCCGUGCCAGGAAACAUCCGACGAGCCGAGCACUUCAUCACCUUCCUUAAACGAUUCAUCGAAUACCUGAAAACCCGAAUGAAACGGAAGCCCCUACGAUUCUGCGCCGAACGACUAACCUCGCUAGUGCGCACCCUGGAACUGAUCAACAUCGAGGACUACCAACCGCUCCAGGAAGUCGCCACGUUCGCGACUCUAGUCGCAACCUACGACAAAGGUUUCCUUCUGAUCCUGGAACCAUUCGAAUCAGAAGCUGCCACCGUACCCAACCCAGUCCUACAUUUCACCUGCCUCGAUGCCGCCAUCGCCAUCAAGCCGGUAUUCGACCGCUUCAGCUCCGUGAUCAUCACGUCGGGAACCAUGUCCCCUCUCGAAAUGUACCCGAAGAUGCUCGGCUUCGACACAGUCAUCCAAGAAUCCUACAGCAUGACCCUCGCGCGCCGAUCCUUCCUGCCCAUGAUCGUCACCCGCGGAUCCGACCAGGCCCAGAUCUCCUCCUCCUUCCAAAUCCGCAACGACCCCGGCGUCGUCCGAAACUACGGCAAUCUGGUCCUCGAAUUCGCACGAGUCACCCCCGACGGCAUCGUCGUCUUCUUCCCCUCCUACCUCUACAUGGAAUCCAUUAUCAGCAUGUGGCAAGGCAUGGGCAUCCUGGACUCGAUCUGGAACUACAAACUAAUCCUAGUCGAAACGCCGGACGCGCAAGAAUCCUCGCUCGCUCUCGAAACCUACCGCACGGCCUGCUGCAACGGCCGCGGCGCGAUCCUCCUCUGCGUCGCGCGUGGCAAAGUCUCCGAAGGCAUCGACUUCGACCACCACUACGGCCGCGCCGUCAUAAACAUCGGCGUGCCCUUCCAAUACACCGAGUCGCGCAUCCUCAAAGCCCGUCUCGAGUUCCUGCGCGAGAACUACCGCAUCCGCGAAAACGACUUCCUCUCCUUCGACGCCAUGCGCCACGCCGCCCAGUGCCUCGGCCGCGUCCUCCGCGGAAAAGACGACUACGGCGUCAUGGUCCUCGCCGACCGGCGAUUCCAGAAAAAACGCACCCAGCUCCCCAAGUGGAUCAGUCAGGCCAUGCUGGAGAGUGAGACGAAUCUCAGUACGGAUAUGGCGGUUGCCACGGCGAAGAAUUUCUUGCGUACGAUGGCGCAGCCCUUCAAGGCGAGGGAUCAGGAGGGUAUCUCCACUUGGAGUCUGGCUGAUCUGGAGAGACAUCGCGCCAAGCAGAUCCAGGAGCAGGAGAGGGUGCAGCGGGAGAUGAUGGCAAAUGCGGAUGUAAAUCUCCAUGCCAGUGGGGCGAGGAAUGGCGCUGUGCCGGAUGAAUUUGAUGAUGACAUUGAUGAAGAUUUGAUGAUGUUGGAUGCUCAGUGAUUUCUCUCUCUCUCAUUCUUUCCUUCUUUCUUUCUUUGAAAUGCAUCGCCCAUAAGCUCCCAAGCAAAUCAGCUAGCUUGGUUUCGUUUCUGUUUCCUUUUUGACAGUCCUUGCAUAACAUGCAUGAUACCACGGUUGGUUGGUCUGGUGUUUCAAUUUGGUCAAAAAAUGUACAAUAUAAUUCCUACCUACGAUACAACAUAACCCAC
Molecule: messenger RNA, 2449 nt
Organism: Aspergillus heteromorphus CBS 117.55
Lineage: Eukaryota; Fungi; Ascomycota; Eurotiomycetes; Eurotiales; Aspergillaceae
Product: TFIIH/NER complex ATP-dependent 5'-3' DNA helicase subunit RAD3
Exons: 4
Coding region: 111-2240 (709 amino acids)
Biological process (GO): transcription by RNA polymerase II; nucleotide-excision repair; positive regulation of mitotic recombination
Cellular component (GO): nucleus
Molecular function (GO): damaged DNA binding; ATP binding; hydrolase activity, acting on acid anhydrides, in phosphorus-containing anhydrides
Source: RefSeq, a predicted model, not a curated record